AUGACGGACUCUAACAGUAUUUCUAAUGAUUUAGCAAACAAAAAGUUCAUUGAAGCUGACGCUGGUGAUGGAACUACAAGAGAAGAACAGUAUUUGCAUGGUGCGCAAUUACUUGCAUGUGUAAUAUCCUUAGCCUUGAAUAUGUUUCUCGUUGGUUUAGAUCAAACAAUUGUUUCAACUGUCCUUACUGAAGUUUCUAAUGAUUUCCAUAGUUUUGAUAAAGUUUCAUGGGCUGCUACAGGGUUUUUAUUACCUUUAACUGUAUUUACGGCCAUCUGGGGUAAAUUAUCUAUUGCAUUUGGUAGAAAGUAUCUUUUAUUGGCUACUUUGAUCUUUGAAGCUGGGUCCUUGAUGUGUGCUUUAUCACAGAAUAUGAAUACUUUCAUCGGUGGUAGAGUUAUUGCAGGUAUAGGAGGAAGUUGUAUUCAAAGUCUAUGCUUCAUCAUUAUAGCUGAAGUUGUCAAUAUUAAUCUCUUGAAAUCAUGUGACUUUCAACAAAGCGACCAGCCUCUAGAACAUCAAUUGGCCUUUUGCUUGGAAUUUAACCAAUAUGAGUAG
Messenger RNA from Yamadazyma jaroonii, 558 nucleotides. The record is from the annotation of a GenBank genome assembly. Lineage: Eukaryota; Fungi; Ascomycota; Pichiomycetes; Serinales; Debaryomycetaceae.